AUGGCGUCGAACAUCAAAGUUUUCAUCCGUGUUCGUCCCGGACGUCCAGCUCCAGGCUUCAAGGUGGAUGAGGAGAAGAAGACCUUGAUCUUUGAACAUGAGAAAACCUCGCCCGACUAUGACGUCAACAACCAGAAGGCUGCUCAUUCGUUUCAAUUCGACGGCGUUCUUGGCAUGCAGAUCAAACAGCAGGAGGUUUUAGACAUUAUCGCCAAGCCGGUCAUAGAGGAUGUACUGCAGGGCGUCAAUGGCACCAUCUUCGCCUAUGGCCAAACAGGCAGUGGCAAAACCUUCACCAUCACGGGCGGUGCUUCGAAUUAUGAAGAUCGUGGCCUGAUUCCCCGCACGAUCCGGCUCAUGUUCGAGGCUUUUCGCAAAGGGCCUGCUCAGUACCGCAUGUACAUCUCUUAUCUGGAAAUCUAUCAGGACAGUGGCUAUGAUCUGCUGCGCGAUGACAGCGUUCGGCGACUUGAAGAUUUGCCAAAAGUGGCGCUGCGUGAGGAUGAAGAUGGCAACACGCACCUUCGAAACCUUUCGGUGAACCUCGCGGCAUCAGAAGAGGAUGCUCUGAACCUGCUGUUCCUGGGCGAUACAAACCGUGUUGUCGCUGAGACCCCCAUGAACGAUGCCAGUACGCGCUCGCACUGCUUGUUCAUCAUCUGGGUCGACUCCACUCAAUCAGGAAGUGAUGUUGUGCGACGGUCGAAGCUGCAUCUUGUUGACCUAGCCGGCAGCGAGCGGGUCUCGCAAACUGGAGUGGAUGGAAAGCUUCUUGCAGAGGCGAAGGCUAUCAACCUCUCCCUUCACUACCUGGAGAGGGUAAUUGUGGCUUUGCAUUCCCGAUCAAAGGGUGUGCAGGCACAUGUACCGUACCGCGACUCCAUGAUGACCAGCGUCCUGCGUGACUCGUUGGGCGGCAACUGUCGCACCACCAUGGUCGGUUGCAUUGCUGGUGAGGCGUCGAACAUCCCAGAGUCCAUUUCUACCUGCCGCUUUGCUCAACGAGUGGCUCAGAUUACCAACAAUGCCCGGGUUAACGAGGAGCUUGAUCCGAACCUGCUUAUCUCCAGACUGAAGAGAGAGGUCGCGGAGCUUAAGGAAGAGGUGAAGGUUGCUCGGGCGAGCAGAGAUGGCCAAGAAGCAGAGGCGCUGACGACAGAAGGGCUUGACCAGUGCAGGGCUCUUGUUCAACAGUUUGUCUCCAAGGGUGUAAAGUCCGAGGAGCCUUUCAUGUGCGGUUCCAUUGAGAGGCUGCGCGCUUGCUUCCGCAUUCUGCGGGACAUGUGUAUCGAAAGGGAAGGCCAGCAAACACAAGACCUGGAAGACGAAGGAGGUGCAGCGGCGCUGGAGUCUGAGAUCAAGAAGCUGAAGCUGGAGGUCGCUCAGCGUGACCAGGAAAUUGCGGUGAUGGUGAAAAUGCUCACCAAGCAGCGCGGGGACUCACGCCCCUUUAUAGCUGCUUCAUCGCAACCAGCAGCGGCUUCUCCGGAAAGAACUGAGCGUGCGAAUGGUAGCUGCCCUGAAACGGCAACCAAACAGCAAGCGCUCGGGAGCGGAAAUGCCCCACCAACUUCGGAGACCGCCAAGUCUGCAGCUCCGCAGGACAAGACGGACAAGCGGAGACUUCCGCAGCCGACAAUGCCGCCAGCCGACGAAGCAGCUGAACUUCUUCUGGACAAGCAGAAGGCAUUGGAGGUUUUCUGGCAAAAAGUGUACAAACCGCCAGAGGCUUUCAAAGAGAACAAGGCAUUGCUAAAAGAAAGGAUUGAGCAAGCACAAGCCUUGGGAAAGGAGGCAGUCCAGCUCAAGGCAGAAAUUGACUCUGUCAAGAGCAGGCUGCUGCGACUGCGAACAGAGCGUGCCAUGACAGCUGCUGGCUAUGACGACUCUGCACCUGUUGAGGAUGGUCCAGAAGAGCUGGCCGAGGUAGCAGAGAUUGAGCGCCUGAAAAGCCAGUAUCGCGAGAAGACUGGCGAGCUGCGACGUGUCAAGAGCGACGUCGAGGGCAUCCAGCGACUUCUCGAGCAGAACCAGGUGAAGGUUCGCCGCGAAUUCGAAAAUUGGUUCGCGGGCCUCAGAAGUCGAGCAAACCUGUCCAAAAUGGACGAGGACAAGAAGAAAGAGCUCUUCGACAAGGCUGGUUUCUGGACGAUAGGCCCUUAG
Messenger RNA from Symbiodinium natans, 2163 nucleotides. The record is from the annotation of a GenBank genome assembly. NCBI's taxonomy places the organism in Eukaryota, Dinophyceae, Suessiales, Symbiodiniaceae.